Molecule: messenger RNA, 961 nt
Organism: Gamsiella multidivaricata
Lineage: Eukaryota; Fungi; Mortierellomycota; Mortierellomycetes; Mortierellales; Mortierellaceae
Exons: 6
Coding region: 52-879 (275 amino acids)
Biological process (GO): proteasome assembly
Cellular component (GO): endoplasmic reticulum
Source: RefSeq, a predicted model, not a curated record
AUUGUUGUGUCUGCAUCGCUUCUCCACAACGACCACAGACAGACAUACAUCAUGCAGGAUUCAGCAGACGACCACCACAGAUAUCAGUCCAGCGACGAAGAGGACUUUCAGGACUCCCUGGACAAGUGCGUUACGCUGCCAAAGCCUAUCCUUCUUUGGCGCACAACAUCGCCGUCAACAGCAGGAUCAAUACCGCCAAAGACAUGUUCAACUCUUAUUAUUGGCACAGCAUUCGGUGGUAGCGCGCUCCUCCACACUAUUGAAGCAAAGACAUUGCUCGGAACCCUAGUUCUGCCUGGCAUUGAUCUGAAAGAUAACGCAGUGGACGUGAACUCACGAUCGAACGCCAACUGCAACAUCUAUGCGCUGGACGCAGAUCCGACCGUUAUCAUCAUUCCUUGCAACUAUGAAAUCAAGGACCAGGACAGUUUGAACUUUGCAAAGACUAUCAUGAACAGCAUUCAGGCGAGCAGGGUCAUUAUUCUGGAUACACUUUCGCCAUCAACAUAUUUCUCGGGGUCUCCGGACAUCGAGUUCGUCUACCCUUGGCUACGACUUUUGCAAACUGCCGGUUCAACAACUGUGACCAAAAUCCCAACACUGGAAGUACCCAACCUGGUCCAAAAUCUUGGAGCAGCUCUAAUUGCCUAUUGUGAGGUGCGCGGGUUGAGCGAGUCGUAUCUGCUUCUUAGUCUACAGGAACACGUCUACGGCAAGUCUUUGACGACUGCAGCAACAUUACGCGGACUCAAGGAAGGAUUGGCGAGCUUGGGCUGUUCCGAGAUCGCCAAUGCGGUUGAUGUGUCCAACGCAGGUUUGUUCAUUCGGGAUAAACGCGUUGGAUCGAACAGAACACGAGAUGAUCGUAUCUAUGCAUAAAUAGUAUCGUGGGGAUAAAUGAAGCGAAUAUGCAAAAAGAUGGAAUAAAAGCACUCGGUGGAGUCAAGAAUAUAAAAAAAAA